Solanum tuberosum (potato) is the source of this 369-nucleotide messenger RNA. RefSeq names its product 21 kDa protein-like. The transcript is spliced from 2 exons. Bases 1 to 369 code for a protein of 122 amino acids. Gene Ontology annotation, molecular function: enzyme inhibitor activity. The record is from RefSeq and is a predicted model, not a curated record. Gene Ontology annotation, biological process: negative regulation of catalytic activity. NCBI's taxonomy places the organism in Eukaryota, Viridiplantae, Streptophyta, Magnoliopsida, Solanales, Solanaceae.
AUGCGUGCUCACCUUUCAUUAUCAAGCCGUUCAAAUGCUAUUGGAGUUUCUCCACAACUCCUAGCACAUGAAUCCCUCACCGUUAGCCUCGAAACAGCCCAAUCAACAUCCGCUAUGAUGUUGAAAUUGGCAUACAGUCAAGGCAUGGCGCCUAGAGAGGUAGGCGCCAUGCGUGACUGUGUGGAGGAAUUAAGUGACGCAGUUAGUGGAAUUAAAAAAUCUUUAGGGGAAAUGAAGGAAUUGAGGGGAAAAGAUUUUGAUCUGAAAAUGAAUGAUAUUCAAACAUGGGUGAGCGCCGCCUUGACCGACGAGCAAUGCUUUGGCUUUAAUCAACAGUCUUGCUGCCCUUCACGGCUAAAGUAUAAUUAA